ACCGUCACACACCAUGGGAUUUAAGGUAAUUGCACUCGCCGCCCUUGUGGUUGUCGCCCUCGCUCGCCCUGAGAACAUACCGCCCUAUGGUUAUGGCGGAACAACGCCCUCUUCAGGACCUGCCAAGUACGACUUCAACUACGCCGUCAACGACCCACCAUCUGGCAACGACUUCGGUCAUCAAGAGGCCCGAGAUGGCCCCAACACUCAGGGUUCCUACUACGUCCUCCUUCCCGACGGUCGUCUUCAGAAGGUCACCUACACUGUCAACGGAGACUCCGGUUACGUGGCCGAUGUCACCUACGAGGGUGAGGCCCAGUACCCCACCGCGCCACCGCGCCCCUAUACACCCGCCCCUUAUCAUGCGUAGGUACUCUUUGUAUAGCUAAACACAUUUUGUAAUCUGUGGAUAAUUUAAUAAAGUUGCACA
Penaeus vannamei (Pacific white shrimp) is the source of this 430-nucleotide messenger RNA. Its product is annotated as pro-resilin-like. Gene Ontology annotation, cellular component: extracellular matrix. Lineage: Eukaryota; Metazoa; Arthropoda; Malacostraca; Decapoda; Penaeidae. The record is from RefSeq and is a predicted model, not a curated record.